CCUGUAUCUCUUCCAGGCUAAUGCUAACAGAGCUAGCUUCAGAGUGUCCCGACUGCCGAGGCUGGCAGGCAAGAGGCGACAGGGAAGGACCGGACUCAAGGACCUUUUGGGGGGGAAAUAACCGAGACAACACCACCAACUCGGACGGACACGAAGGGAUUAUAACGUUUUUACUUGCGGUUUGGGGUUUUCCAAACGGAUCAAAGCAUCGCUAACGUUUCAAUGUUAGCUGGAAGUUUGUGAUGAUGUGGUGACGCGACGGGAAGCUAACGUUAGCUCAGUGGCUAACUUCAUAGCUACUUGAUAGAUUAAUCACUUUUAGCAAAGCUUUUAAAACCUAUUUUUAAAUCAAUAUUUUCGGUAAUGUAAGAUAAAUAGCUAUGAGAUGUUUUACCAUGUUGUCUACUUUUAUAUGGAAUAGAGAGUAUCUUUAGAAGUUAGUCCAUUUAAUCUAGCAACCGUUAGCUACCUAGCUGGCUAGUGGCUAACAUUGGCUAGCUGUCGACUUUUAAACUCCCAAAUAAUUCUGUUUCAAAUUAGCUAAGGCUAGCCGGGAUACAACUGUUUCCACCUAACCUUACUGUACCAUCACAUGUCUAUCUGGUGUGAUAUCUUAUUACCAGCUGGUUAAACGUAAUGUUUGUUUGUUUUGAAAAGCAAAAAUAAGACACUUUACUUCCAAAUCUAGAUAUGCAAGCUUACUUAAUGCUAGCUUGCUAACGUUGGGUUAGCCGGCCAAACUUGGAAAACUGCCCCUCUGCUCACUUGAUGUGGGUUUCUCUUUGAGGCCUUUAGGAAAUUAUCCCCUCUUUUUUUCACCCAGAAGCCUCGUUUUUUGACAGCCUUAUUACAGCCCUGCCUGGGAAUGGAUUUGAUAUUCUAAACUAAAGGAUAUUUGUGAAGGUUUUAACACACGAUUGGAGUACCUGGACUUUGUUGACGUUUACUUGGCAUCAUAAAGUAACGUGGAUUACAAAGGCUGUUGGAAUAACUACAUUCUUCAAAGAUGAUGUGCGAGGUGAUGCCCACCAUCAGCGAGUCGGAGGGGGGCGGCGGGCGCCGGGGCUCGGGCUCCCCGCUGCAGUCGGACUCUGAAGGUCACUUUGAGUCGCUGAUGGUGUCCAUGCUGGAGGAGAGGGAUCGUCUUCUGGACACUCUGAGAGAGACGCAGGAGAAUCUGGGCCUGACGCAAGGCAAACUGCACGAAGUCAGCCACGAGAGAGACUCCCUGCAGAGACAACUCAACACCGCUCUGCCACAGGAGUUUGCUGCACUAACAAAGGAGGUGAACAUAUGCCGAGAGCACCUUCUGGAGAAGGAGGAGGAGAUUGCUGAGCUGAAGGCGGAGAGAAACAACACACGGCUGCUGCUGGAGCACCUGGAGUGCCUGGUGUCUCGGCACGAGCGCAGCCUGAGGAUGACGGUGGUGAAGAGGCAGGCUCAGUCUCCUGCAGGAGUCUCCAGUGAGGUGGAAGUCCUCAAAGCCCUCAAGUCACUUUUUGAACACCACAAAGCCCUCGAUGAGAAGGUGAGGGAGCGACUACGUGUUGCUCUGGAAAGAUGCAGCGCAUUGGAGGAGCAGCUCACCAUGUCACACAAAGAAUUGGCGUACCUCAGGGAGCAGAGCAGCCAGAAGAGAGGGCUGGCAGACGGGACCAGCGAGGUCAACCACAACUCGGAAAACACGCCGAGCACCAACGGCAAGCGGUCGUCGGACGGCUCCCUGAGUCAGGACGAGGAGUCGGGUCACGGCUUCCUGAAGGUCGGGGAGCUACAGGACGUCGUCGACCGUCAGACCGCUGAUCUGGGCCAGAUGAAGGAACGCAUGGUUGCCAUGGUUUCACGCAUCAACGAGCUGGAGGAGGACCUGGACACGGCCCGAAAAGACGUCAUCAAGUCCGAAGAUGUGAACACGCGGCUGCAGAGAGACCUGAGAGAGUCCAUGGCUCAGAAGGAUGACAUGGAGGAGCGGAUCACCACCCUGGAGAAACGCUACCUGGCGGCUCAGCGCGAAGCCACCUCCGUCCACGACCUCAACGACAAGCUGGAGAACGAAGUGGCCAACAAGGAUUCGCUCUUCAGACAGACGGAGGACAGGAACCGGCAGCUGCAGGAGAAGCUGGAGCUGGCGGAGCAGAAGCUUCAGCAGACGCUCCGUAAAGCUGAGACUCUGCCGGAGGUGGAGGCCGAGCUGGCUCAGAGGGUGGCUGCUCUCACCAAGGCAGAGGAACGCCACGGCAAUGUGGAGGAGAGACUGAGGCAGCACGAGGCCCAGCUGGAGGAGAAGAACCAGGAGCUGCUCAGGGCACGGCAGCGAGAGAAGAUGAACGAGGAGCACAACAAGCGUCUGUCUGAGACGGUGGAUAAGCUCCUAUCAGAGUCCAACGAGAGGCUGCAGCUGCACCUCAAAGAGAGGAUGUCUGCGCUGGAGGACAAGAAUGCCCUGAUCAGAGAGCUGGAGCACACCAAGAAGCUGAUCGAGGAGUCUCACCACGACAAGGAGCAGCUCCUGAUCCAGAUAGAGACGAUGCGGGCGGAGAGUGAGCAGGGGAGGAGCCGGAGCAACUCCUUACUGCACGGACGCUCUCAGAUGGGCAGCACUCCAGACUUCAGGUACCCGGUGUCGGCCUCCUCGAUGAUGGACAGUAACUCGGAUCAUUACGGCAGCGCUCUGGUGCUGCGGCGGCCGCAGAAGGGACGCAUGGCAGCGAUGAGGGACGAGCCGUCAAAGCGACAUGUGCAGACGUUGAACGAGCAGGAGUGGGAGCGCAUGCAGCAAGCUAACGUCUUGGCUAACGUGGCGCAGGCGUUCGAAAGCGACAUGGACGCGUCGGACCUGGAGGAGGACAGAGAGACGAUGUUCAGCUCCGUGGACAUGCUGUCCCCCGGGGGCCAAGCCGACGCUCAGACCCUCGCCCUCAUGCUGCAGGAACAGCUGGACGCCAUCAACAACGAGAUCAGGAUGAUCCAGGAGGAGAAGGAGAACACGGCGAUCCGGGCGGAGGAGAUCGAGUGUCGUGUCGGCAGCGGGGAGAGUCUCGGAGGUCGUUUCCGCUCCAUGAGCUCCAUCCCCCCCUCUCUGUGUGCCGGGUCCUCGCUGGGCGGCUCCCCCCCGGGCUCCGGCAGCUCCACCCCCCGCAGAGUCCCCCGCAGCCCCAACAGAGAGCUGGACCGCAUGGGGGUCAUGACCUUGCCUAGUGACCUGCGCAAGCACCGCAGGAAGUCUGCUCAGGACGAUAAGGCCACGAUCCGCUGUGAGACGUCCCCCCCCACCACGCCUCGCUCCAUGCGCCUCAACAGAGACGCCGGACACGCCUCCAGCCACGAGGACAUCAGAGGUCUCUCCGGGCUGCAGGACGGUCAGGGCAGCAACCCGAGCAGCAGCAACAGCAGCCAGGACUCUCUGAACAAAGCGGCCAAGAAGAAAAGCAUCAAGUCCUCCAUCGGACGCCUCUUUGGGAAGAAGGAGAAGGGCCGACCCAGCAUCCCCGGCAAGGACUCCCCCAACCAAGCGGGCACUCCUGAGGCGGAGGGCUCUCCUAAAGACGGUUUAGGGAUGGGCACCCUGGGGGGUCCUGCAGAGAAGAACAGGAAGCUGCAGAAGAAUCCAAAGACAGGGCAUGAGCUGCUGGAGGAAGCUCGUAUGCAGGGCCUGCCUUUCGCUCAGUGGGACGGACCGACUGUGGUGGUGUGGCUGGAGCUGUGGGUGGGCAUGCCGGCCUGGUACGUGGCGGCGUGUCGAGCGAACGUGAAGAGCGGCGCCAUCAUGUCGGCGCUGUCGGACACGGAGAUCCAGAGAGAGAUCGGGAUCAGCAACCCGCUGCAUCGCCUGAAGCUGCGCCUCGCCAUCCAGGAGAUCAUGUCCCUCACCAGCCCCUCCGCCCCCCCCACCUCCAGAACGACAACAGGAAACGUUUGGGUCACUCAUGAAGAAAUGGAAAGUUUGGCAGCCACGCCUCCCACGGACGAUGACGAGGGCAGCUGGGCCCAGACGCUGGCGUACGGAGACAUGAACCACGAGUGGAUCGGGAACGAGUGGCUGCCGACCCUCGGUCUGCCUCAGUACCGCUCGUACUUCAUGGAGUCUCUGGUGGACGCCCGCAUGCUGGACCACCUCACCAAGAAGGACCUGAGGGGGCAGCUCAAGAUGGUGGACAGCUUCCACAGGAACAGUUUCCAGUGUGGGGUGAUGUGUCUGAGGAGGCUGAACUACGACAGGAAGGAGCUGGAGAGGAGGAGGGAGCACUCUCAGAUGGACCUGCAAG
This is a messenger RNA of Gymnodraco acuticeps, 4265 nucleotides long. RefSeq names its product PTPRF interacting protein alpha 1 (gene ppfia1). Gene Ontology annotation, cellular component: presynaptic active zone. Lineage: Eukaryota; Metazoa; Chordata; Actinopteri; Perciformes; Bathydraconidae. The record is from RefSeq and is a predicted model, not a curated record. Gene Ontology annotation, biological process: synapse organization. Gene Ontology annotation, molecular function: protein binding.